Messenger RNA from Closterium sp. Yama58-4, 600 nucleotides. NCBI's taxonomy places the organism in Eukaryota, Viridiplantae, Streptophyta, Zygnematophyceae, Desmidiales, Closteriaceae. The record is from the annotation of a GenBank genome assembly.
AUGCCCUCAUGCCCUCAUCCCCUCAUGCCCUCAUGCCCUCAUCCCCUCAUGCCCUCAUGCCCUCAUGCCCUCAUGCCCUCAUGCCCUCAUAACCUCAUGCAUUCAUGCCCUCACGCCCUCAUGCCCUCAUGCCUGAUGCCCUCAUGCAUUUAUGCUCUCAUGCCCUCAUGCCCUCAUGCCCUCACACCCUCAUGCCCUCAUGCCCCCAUGCCCUCAUGCCCUCAUGCCCUCACGCCCUCAUGCCCUCACGCCCUCAUGCCCUCUAGCCCUCAUGCCCUCAUGCCAUCACGCCCUCAUGCCCUCAUGCCCUCAUGCCCUUAUGCCCUCAUGCCCUCAUGCCCUCAUGCCCUCAUGCCCUCAUGCACUCAUGCCCUCAUGCCCUCACGCCCUCAUGCCCUCAUGCCCUUAUGCCCUCAUGCCCUCACGCCCUCAUGCCCUCAUGCCCUCAUGCCCUCAUGCCCUCACGCCCUCAUGCCCUCAUGCCCUCAUGCCGUCACGCCCUCAUGCCCUCAUGCCCUCAUGCCCUCAUGUCCUCAUGCUCUCAUGCCCUCCUGCCCUCAUGUACUAAUGCACUCAUGCACUCAUGCCCUCAUGACCUAA